Prunus armeniaca (apricot) is the source of this 1101-nucleotide messenger RNA. Lineage: Eukaryota; Viridiplantae; Streptophyta; Magnoliopsida; Rosales; Rosaceae. The record is from the annotation of a GenBank genome assembly.
AUGGGUAGGCCUCCGAGUAACGGAGGCCCUGCCUUCCGCUUCACGCAGUCUGAGGUUUCGGAGAUGGAAGCUAUUCUGCAACAGCACAAUAACACAAUGCCAGCACGUGAAGUUCUUGUGGCCCUUGCGGAUAAGUUCAGUGAAUCGGCAGAGCGGAAGGGCAAGAUUGCAGUACAAAUGAAGCAAGUUUGGAAUUGGUUCCAAAAUAGGCGAUAUGCUAUUAGGGCAAAAUCAAGUAAGGUUCUUGGGAAGUUAAAUGUGUCACCUAUGUCUCGGGAUGAUUCAAAUCCAGUGAGAAAUGUUCCUCAAGGCCCUCAACCUAUAGCUGCUCCUAUACAUGCUCCUUCAGCUCAAGGUUCCGGAAAGGGUGCUUCUGAAAAUUCUAUUUUUGAGUUUGAAGCUAAAUCUGGGAGGGAUGGUGCAUGGUAUGAUGUUGCUAACUUUUUAUCUCAUAGAUACUUGGAGACUGGUGAUCCGGAAGUACUGGUUCGGUUUGCUGGGUUUGGACCAGAGGAGGAUGAAUGGGUCAAUGUACGGAAGCAUGUCAGGCAGCGCUCCCUGCCAUGUGAAUCAUCAGAGUGUGUUGCAGUUCUCCCAGGGGAUCUCAUACUAUGUUUUCAGGAAGGUAAAGAGCAGGCUUUGUACUUUGAUGCCCAUGUCCUUGAUGCUCAAAGACGAAGACAUGAUGUAAGAGGAUGUCGUUGUAGGUUUUUGGUGCGCUAUGUUCAUGAUCAAUCCGAGGAAAUUGUUCCACUAAGGAAGGUCUGCCGUCGUCCUGAAACAGAUUACAGGUUGCAACAACUUCAUGCUGUGAAUGAGGCGGCAUCAGCAGAGCAGAAAAGUACGGAUCAUUUUAUGGGGUCUGUUACUUCUGCUGAAAUGAUGCAAAAGCAGCAGAAUACAGAUGCAGCAUCGGCGCCCCCAGUUUUGCACGCUAAUGCUUCUUUAGCUACCCAAUCUACGACUCCAGAAUUGAAAAGAUCUGAAGUCAGCACUGUUAUUAGUUCAGGGAAUUCUAAUUUUCCUCCAGGUAGUGCUGUAAUCACAAGCGGCACUGCUACAGUUGUCGUUCCUGGUGGCUCUGUCGAGAACAUGCCAUAA